AUGCAACUUUUGCACGAGCACUCACCAAUGGUUGUUUUACGCGAACUUAGCAACAUCAACAGCAUGGCCAUACGAGACGCGUCAUCGCACAUUGAGAUGAAGGAGAAGAGGUCUUCCAACGCAUCGCUGAUGAUGAUGAAUCCUGUGGCCAGUGGGGACAAUAUGGCAAUCGAUAUCAAUAUGGCGCAAAAAAUAGAAGAACUCCCUCCGCUCGUGCCGUGCUGCGAAGGAAGGGAACUGCAGAUAAACGAAGAGAUAGUUCGCAGCGGUCUGUCGGCAAUAUCAGUGAAGCACGACAGCGUUAUACACUGCAUGAGUAUGUCGUGCGCGUGUGAAAGGAUGCAGGUUCCUCCAGGACUUGUCAAGCAUCGCAAUUCGUUCAGAAGCCUCCACAGACCGGACCUCAAGCGAGUGCCGUAUUUGCGACGGAUGACUCCUGAUGAAUUAGAAACACUGUUUCGUGGUUACGCCGAAUUCCAUUUGAAAACUACCCCCAAAAUGAAAAUCGAUCCUAAGGAAGAUAGUACACAAAUAAUUCCUCGAGACGAAAAUCUGAAAAAGGACAUAAAAGAAACACCAACGACGGUCCACGACAAUGGUGCGGGGCGGGCGGGGCGGGCGGGGCUUGCGGGCGGCGCGGAGGACGUGCCGGCGGGCAAGCGGCUGCACGGCGCGCGCGCCCGCCUCUACACCUCCGUGCUCGCCGCCGCCACGCCCGGAGACCAGCUCGACAACGCGUCCGCUAUCGAGGAGUGGGAGCCGGCGGUGGCGGAGGAGCCGCUCCCCGAAGACGAGAUACAGCUGAACGAGGAACUGCAGAUCAUUUUGCCGCCGCGGCCCGAUGACGUCACGGCCGAAUCCUCCCUCGCCGCCUCCAUACAGAACCAAUGAAACUCAGCCGAAAAACACGACACCGAGUCGCGAAACUUUACCACUAUUCCAGAAAAACCAUCGUCAAAUUGCUCAUGUACGUUGAUUGGAUCAUAAACGAUUUCUUUCGAAGGACUUAAAUAAAAACGACCCCCGUCAAGUGUGAGUUUAUAUUUGAAUAACCUUCCUACAAUAUUUAUACAGCGGACUGUAACUCCAUACAACCGAUACAUCGUUGAAGUGAAAACAUAAAUUAUAUUAUGGAAUAUUUUACAUCUCGAAUGCUAAAUCAAGUUAAUUGCACUUCAAUCGAAUAGUCUAGAAUCAUUUGUAAUCUAGGAAUUCUUAGACGCCACAUAUCGGCAACUGGUUCAUAAAAACGUAUAUCUUCGUACAUACAAUAAUAUUAAAAUCGGACAUAAAAAUCAUUGUAAUUGCAAGAAAGCAUAUAAGGUUGUAUGAUUCCUAUAAACGAGCACGCAAAUAUACGUUUCAAUGAACUUUACAUUGUUAUUAUUCAUAAUUAUUCUCAAUUUUAUACAUUAAAUUAAACAGUCCAAAACGAGUAUAUGAGAAAACGCACCUUCUAUGCGCUGUCCGAACUAGUGAAGCGCUUACAAAUGUGGAACGGUUAUAAAAAUCAUCAUAACAUAAAACAUGUAUUAAAAAAAUAUAGAAUUCCCUUAGAAAUAAACAUAACAACUGCUGUAAAGAAACGAUAACAGAACUGUAGCUUCGCGAAAUACGGUGAGAUUGAAUUAAAUUUCUUACAAUUUCUUACAUACAUCUUAGUCGUAAUUGACCAGCCAUAAGCGACUUAUAAAGAAUAAGCUAAUGUGAUGUCAUCAUUAUUUGAUUGUUCGUAUUAAAAAUAAAUAAACGGGUUUCAUAUGAUAACGGAAUGGUUGGUACAGUGAAUGUAUCUUCAGUUUAUUGUAAAGGGCUGGUCCCGUUAAAUUCUAACCACACAAAGCUGAAAGCGGAUAAGCGAAGUAGCUUUAAUACAUUUUAAAGAUUUGAACAAAAUGCAU
Messenger RNA from Zerene cesonia (dogface butterfly), 1901 nucleotides. RefSeq lists its product as uncharacterized. Bases 1 to 891 code for a protein of 296 amino acids. The record is from RefSeq and is a predicted model, not a curated record. NCBI's taxonomy places the organism in Eukaryota, Metazoa, Arthropoda, Insecta, Lepidoptera, Pieridae. The transcript is spliced from 6 exons.